GGAGGAGUUAUAGAGAUGGUUACGGGCAGGACCUCCUGUUGUCUUCUGUGGUCUCUGUCUUCAUCUGAACCUGCUUCAGUAGAACUCCAGCAUCGCAUGCAGGGGGUGAGACAGAUACUGAGAAGUUUCAGCAUCCUCCUCUCAGACACUUCAUCUGUUAUGUUUGUCAAUACCAUAACAGAACUACAGCAAAAAAAGUCUUCAAACUUCACACGUGUUGAAGGUGAUGUUGUGUCUGAGAGAUGAAGUCCUGCAGGGUUCCUCACCUCCUCCUGCUUUUCCUCAUCCUCACCUUCAUCACAGUUCCUGUAUCAGGUGUCACUGUAAAGGUGGAGUUUAACCAGACUGCUGCUCUGCCCUGUGAACAGACAUGUUCUGAUGAGGCCACAUGGUCUCUGUCCACUGACUCAGAUUAUGUAGUGGCUCGGUGUGGUCAGACAUCCUGUAGGUCAGCAGAGGGAUUUAAAAUGUCCCAUGGUCAGUAUCUAAAGGGAGAUCUCACCCUCACCAUCACUGCAGUUGAUUACAGUAAGAGGAACAUGUACACGUGUCAUUGUGAUGGAAGAGACGUUAAUGAUGUGCUUCUCCUCAUCGAGUCCAUCACAUCAUCAGUUCAGAUAAAUCCUGGUGAAGAUCUGCAGCUGGAUUUGCACGUAUCAGACCAGGUGGAGGUGAUCUGUACGGGUGAAAACUCCUCUUCACAUGGUGUACAGAUCUGCAGAGUGGAUGGAGGUUCCCUAAACUGUACAGAUGAAUACACACCGAGAACAUCACUCACUAACACACUCCUUACACUGAGAGGAGUAAAGUCCACUGAUGAGGGAGUUUACAUCGUCAGAGACACGGAGAUUAACGAGAACCUUCAUAUUUACUCAGUUUCAGUGAAAGAUCAGAACGCACAGCAGAAGAAUAUACCAGUGUGGGUGAUUGGCUUGAUAGUGACAGUGGUGCUGUUGGUGCUGGUGGUGGUGGUGGUGCUGGUGGUGUUGCUGGUGAUCAGGUUUCUGUGUGUGAAAAACCAGCGCAUGAAGGAAGAAAUUGAGCUCAACGAACGUCCCCCUAUCAUUUCAGGAGAGGGAGAGAAUACACGAAACUACUGAACGGUGGAAUAAAGGGAUGAGAGCAGAAAGGAGAGGCUGGGACACAAGAAUGACCGACUCAGACACCAGAGAGAUGAAAUCUCAUUACGUGGUUUUUUUGUUUUUUUUUAAACUCCUGGAAUCCACACAAAGUUUGAUAAAUGAGGCUCCAGAUCCUUUGAAUUAAUUUUCACAACACCAAAAACAUCAAUACUUAGUGAUAUUUCUUUAUUACUGGAUCAUUUCUUACAGAACACACACCUCACAGUUGUUUUAGGAAGAUUAGCAUUCAUUAUGACUCUCAACACCUUUUAUUUCAUUCUGUCUCAGUUUUGGAGAAAGAAAUGGUGUAAUAAUGUAAAUACAGUGCCUUGCAAAAGUAUUCACCCCCCCCGGCAUUUUUCAUGUUUUGUUACAUUAUAACCU
Messenger RNA from Hemibagrus wyckioides, 1505 nucleotides. RefSeq lists its product as uncharacterized. The transcript has 6 exons. Bases 243 to 1100 code for a protein of 285 amino acids. The record is from RefSeq and is a predicted model, not a curated record. Lineage: Eukaryota; Metazoa; Chordata; Actinopteri; Siluriformes; Bagridae.